CUUGUUCUUCGUGGCUGUUUAGUGUAGUGCUCCUGUUUUGGGGCAUAAUCCUUGCUGGGAAUACAUUAUUGUGUGGUUGUUGAUCCCUCUUGAGUAGUUCUACUUCAGAGCAAUGGAGACAAGGCGACUGAGAAGAAACAUAAGUGCCCUUCUGGGUGAUUACAUUGGUCAGAAACUCAGAGAGAAUGGCUUUGACCCCCAAGGCAAAGGGUCCACUACCAUGCUGGAUGACCUGGCCCAUUAUGACUUGGCCAUAAGUGUGGCCCUUUGGUGGCUGGAGAAAGAGGAGGGUCAUAAUGUGAUGGACACAGAUAUUAUCGGAGACGGAAACCCAGGACGUAAGGCAGGCUAUCCCAACCACUUGGAGAGAGAAGCUAUGAUCCUGUCUUCCUUUGCGGGGAUGAUCCUUAAUAGCUUGCCUGUAGAAGACAUUCUAGCCCUCUACAGCACAAAACCAUCAGCCACACACACCCAGCAUUCUAAGUGUGCCAUCGUUCACCCAUUCAGCUUGUCCUACCACCCAUUUGCUAUGCUGAGCUCGUUCAAGGCUGUUGACCACUCCAGGAAGCAUUCCCAGAAGUUGAAGAGGUGGCUUUCUGUUCAGGCUAAAGCAAGGGCUGCCUCUGCUGGACGCAAAGCCUCUGUGCGGUCCUCCACAUCAUCGACGUCUAACUCGUUCCUCAGUGACAGCGGGGCGUCUUUGAAGGAGCAAACAGAGCAUGGUGAAGAAUCUAAAGAAUCUUUACAGGAUUAAAUAAUUGAAUGGGUGUUACAGGAGUAUUCCUUUGUUAUUCAUUCCUGUGUUGUUACAAUGUGAGUGAAAAUGGUGAUUAUUGUUAUAGGCCUGUUACUACUGGGCUUUAAGCUUCAAGCAGCCAAUGUCAAUAGUAAAAGUAUCAAACCUUUUAAACCAUAACAUUUGUGGUUUAAUCUGUGUUUGGUUGUAGCUGAGACAAUGGAAAACAAAUGUUUGGCAAAGUCAUUGACAACACUACACAGUUGACUGUACA
Esox lucius (northern pike) is the source of this 1010-nucleotide messenger RNA. RefSeq lists its product as uncharacterized. The transcript is spliced from 9 exons. The record is from RefSeq and is a predicted model, not a curated record. Lineage: Eukaryota; Metazoa; Chordata; Actinopteri; Esociformes; Esocidae. Bases 113 to 754 code for a protein of 213 amino acids.